Linum trigynum is the source of this 297-nucleotide messenger RNA. The record is from the annotation of a GenBank genome assembly. Lineage: Eukaryota; Viridiplantae; Streptophyta; Magnoliopsida; Malpighiales; Linaceae.
AUGGUCGAUUCCCCCUCACCAACAAUGAAUCGUGUCGCCGGAAAGUGGAGAGGAUCUAUGAAAGCCCGCGAUGCAUGGCCGAUUCGAUGUAGGGAGUCUCGGAAAGGAUUUAGGGUUCGUGAAUCGGAAAGAAGGAAAGGGGUUUUGCUUCUCGUGGUGGGUUCGUGGAUUGGAAAGGCUUUCGCCGUCGUCGACGACUACCAACGCCGAUCUGGAGAGGGGGAGCGUCGUAGUUCGUCGCCGGAGAAGAUGGGUUUUCUCUGGAUAUCGAACCCGGGGAAGGGAAGGGGAAAAUGA